Messenger RNA from Thamnophis elegans (Western terrestrial garter snake), 1387 nucleotides. It is a transcript of the gene SAXO1, whose product is annotated as stabilizer of axonemal microtubules 1. Gene Ontology annotation, cellular component: centriole; ciliary basal body; sperm flagellum. Lineage: Eukaryota; Metazoa; Chordata; Lepidosauria; Squamata; Natricidae. Gene Ontology annotation, biological process: microtubule anchoring. Gene Ontology annotation, molecular function: microtubule binding. The record is from RefSeq and is a predicted model, not a curated record.
AUGUGUUCUGAUCAGAAAUGUCGCCAUCACUGUCCUCAUCUACCAACCAGGCUCUUUGACAGGAAUGAGAAGCCAUGUCUCCUUUCCGAGUAUAUGGAAAAAUACCCCCUUUAUUCCAACAUCCUACCUAGGGAAUCAUGCAAGCCCACCACGGAGUACCAGAAGCAGCCAGUGCCAAUGGAAGCCCUUUCAACAACCAAGAGAGAUUAUAUCCCACAUGAAGUCUUCCGUAUUAUACAGAAACCUCCUGAUAAAUAUGUCAAGAGCAAUGAAUGUAUGGACCUACAGACUACAUAUAGACAAGACUAUAACCCAUACUCCGUAUCUCGAGUGGGUCUUUGCAUGCCCCAGGAACAAAUGCAUUCUUCUUCAGAGAAGAUGAUCACAGUCCCGACAUAUAAAACUGAUUAUGUGGCAUGGAAUCAGCAAAGAGAGAUGAUUAAGCCACAAAACAAUUGUCCACCAGAAAACAAAUUUGAACACAGGACUACUAACCAGGAUGCUUACCCAUACAAAGGGCUGGUCACCACCAAGAACUUUAAGCCUGUAAGGCCUUUUCACACCUCAAGUCCCCUGGAGAGCAUGACCAAUUAUAAGUUGAAUUAUGUGCCUCACUGCAUCCCAGAACGCUUCGUCCAUAAACAAGAGCCAUUCAAGACCUGCACUGUUCCAUUUGAUGGGCUCACCACCCACAAUCUUUCUUAUAAAGGGUUAGCAGGAGAGCGCAAGUCCGCGAAACCAGAUUAUGUCAAGCCAGACGCAGGCACUUUAUGGGGCACUACUGAAUUCGAGGAGAAGUUCUUAGCAUGGCCUGUAGCUGCUCGCCUCACCAGGAAGCCAGUGGUUUACACUCCUCCUAAAGAGAGUAUGGACCUCAUGACGACAGCACAGACCCAUUAUGGAGAUCCUCAUGGGCGCCCGGCAACUUCCUGUAAACCCUGGCCCGGGUGCCGAAACACCAGAACCCUUUGGCAACUGCUCCCUAUGAAGCAAGACUUCCAGCAUUGGCACUCCGAAAGACCCAAGCCUAUCGCACAUUGCGAGAUCACCUUGCCCUCUGAGCCCAUGGACCUGAUGACCUCCUUCCAAACCCAUUACAUUCCUCACCCGCUCCCGUCCAUCAAGAGCUUCCGGCCCCGCUUGCCAGCGGCCAGGCCUCAUGUGCCAUUUGUUCAGGGACACCACCUAUGGCACAAGUUACACAGCAAAGGACGUGGUAUAUGCCCUGCCUCUUUCAAAGAGCCACCUGGUUACGUUUUCGAUAAGAUUCGAUGAAGACGGCCACAGGCGUGGUUCCGAGCGUCAACCGGGAUGCAAUCCCGAGUGCGUCGAACUCAAAGCUAGCUCUCUCUGGCAACCUGCUAAAUCAAGACAUAGAGGGAAAGCU